Molecule: messenger RNA, 5529 nt
Organism: Anneissia japonica
Lineage: Eukaryota; Metazoa; Echinodermata; Crinoidea; Comatulida; Comatulidae
Exons: 31
Coding region: 389-5263 (1624 amino acids)
Biological process (GO): proteolysis
Molecular function (GO): metallocarboxypeptidase activity; zinc ion binding
Source: RefSeq, a predicted model, not a curated record
GUGAGUGUCGAUUUAGGGCCUUCUGGCACUGUUUCCAGAAGUUUGUGAACUUUCGUCGUAAUGUAUUGGACAAAGCUUACGAUAUCGAUUAUUAAUUGCAUACCAAUGCAACAGUGAGAUUUAUGUUUUCUUUUUUCAUGUAGAAUAUUUGGUUUAUGAAGCCAAGGUCCAUCAACUUUUUCAGUUCAAUCAGACGAUCAGCAUCGAAUGAGGUACGGGGGUUGUGCUGGACUUCUCUGCUCUGGGUUUGUUUUUGUUAUAAACCGUGGCCAAGGUAGGCCUAGCCUAGGCCUAAGCUGGUACAACUCGCUUUAGUUGUGGUUCUGUUAUGAAUAGCUCCAUGCACCUUCAUUCCCGAAGUUAAUUCUGUGUAAGACAACAUCACAUCAUGAUGCUCCGGAAGAGUAAUCAGGAAUUUGAUUUUGAGUAUGACAUGAAUCCCUAUGAAAGUUUUAUGCGCAACCACUUGAAGCACUAUGGUUACUAUACAGGGAAAAAUGAAACAUAUCGUUCUGCACCUGUGUACGAAGAUUGGGAGAAGAAUUAUGGGUACACCCUCAGUGAUGCAUCAGAUACAGAAUACGAAAAUCAGGCACUCCAGGAGCAUAAAUUGGAUCCAGAUAAUCGGACAGGUGAGGACCAGAGGAAAUCGACUCAGAUUACUUACAGCUACCAAGCAGGCAAGAUGGUUCCUAAGCUUCGUGAGCCACGGAAUCUCUAUGCGCUAAAUAAGGAAUAUGGUCCGCAACAGGCGCCCAGAUGGCCUGCAGAUUUGGAAGUUUUACCUGAAAGAGUAUCCCACAUAACAGCUGUGCCAAACAUUGAAGAAUCUUUUUAUGUCCCUUCUGGUCUAGAGAAGACACCACAUCACUCUACAGAUGGAGAUGGUAAGGUAGUAUUUUACAAUCCACCAACUAAAGAAUCUUAUUUUCUCAGAUCGAGGGUAGGGGGCAGUAAACAUGGUUGCCCGUUCCGUGCUAUUAAAUUAAAAUCUGAAGAUGAUACAACUCUGUUAUUUGAAUCAAGAUUUGAAAGUGGGAAUCUCAUGAAAGCUACUAAAAUUGGAGAAUAUGAAUACAAUCUAUUAUUACGUUAUGAUCUGUACACAAAGAAACACACACAGUGGUACUACUUCCAAGUGAAGAAUACUAGACCAGGUGUCCGGUACCGCUUUACAAUCACCAACUUCAUGAAGUCUGGAAGUUUAUAUAACAUGGGUAUGAAGCCAUUGAUGUAUUCAAAACAAGAUGCAGAAACAAAAGGAAUUGGAUGGAGGAGGGCUGGACAAGACAUCAAAUAUUACAAGAAUAAUAUCCAACGUACAGAUGUGAAAGGUGAAAAGUACUUUUACUCAUUAACGUGGACGUGUACCUUUCCAAAUGCGAAUGAUACGUGUUACUUUGCUCACUGCUAUCCGUACACUUACUCUAACUUACAGGACUAUUUAUUGAAUGUUAGUAAUGAUCCUGUAAAAAACAGGUUUUGCAAAGUGCGUGUUCUGUGUCGCUCAUUAGCAGGCAACUGUGUGUACAUACUUACAAUAACAACGCCAUCUAAACACCCAUCUGAUGCCAAGUCAAAGAAAGCUGUUGUAUUAACAGCAAGAGUCCAUCCUGGUGAAACUAAUGCAAGUUGGAUGAUGAAAGGUUUUCUAGACUAUCUAACAGGAAAUAGUGCUGAUGCCAAGUUGUUGCGGGACACAUUUGUAUUCAAGAUCGUGCCGAUGCUGAAUCCUGAUGGAGUAAUUGUAGGUAAUUACCGAUGUUCUCUCUCAGGAAGAGACUUAAACAGGAACUAUAAAAGCAUCCUAAAGGAUUCUUUUCCAUCAGUGGCAAACACAAAGGUGAUGAUUAAAAAGUUGCAAGAUGAACGAGAGAUUAUUAUGUAUUGUGAUCUCCAUGGUCACAGCAGAAAGCAGAAUGUGUUUAUUUAUGGCUGUGACAAUAAGCACAGUGCAUCAAGAAGGUUAAGGGAACGCAUAUUUCCUGUCAUCCUAGGCAGAAAUGCACCAGAGAAGUUCAAUUACAAAAGCUGUAAGUUCAAAGUUCAAAAGAGUAAGGAAGGUACUGGACGUGUGGUUAUAUGGCAAAUGGGAAUUAUGAACAGUUUUACCAUGGAGGCUACCUUCUGUGGAUCCUCAUUAGGCUCCCGAAACAAGACUCACUUUACUACCAAAGAUUUUGAGGCCAUGGGAUAUCACUUUUGUGACUCACUUCUCGAUUUGUGCGACCCUGAUCUUUCCAAGUAUGACCAAAUCUUGGAUGAAUUAAAGGAGAAGAUGAGACAAGAUAUACUUGCACACCUUCAGCGAACAGGAUCCCCUAUGCCAAUGAAUGGUAUAGUCGAUUUGAACGAAGACUACACAUCUGCUGUGGAAUCAAGUACAAGUGGCUCAGACAGCUCUGUUGAUGAUGGUCUACCAGUCCAUCUAUUGGCUCUAGCACCAAAGCUCACUAAAAAGAAGAAAUUAAAGAGCAAAAAGGAGAGAGACAAAAAAAGAAGCAGCCUGGAAAAACAAGCAGACAAAGAAACAAAAGAGAAGGAGAAAAUUUCCAACCAAACAGACAAUGAGGAAAAGAAACCAUCAACUCCAAAACCUAAUGAGAAAAAGAAGAUGAGGUACAGACACACAGACCGACUCUAUUCAGCCGGGAGACGGAGUAACACGCCAGGACGGCAUGAUGGAGUACCAGUAUUUGUACAGGAACGAUGUGAGGAGAGGCAACUAAAGAAGACAGAGUACUUAGAAGCUAUUACAAAUGCUUACUUAAUGAGUGGUGUCCUACCUCCAGCCACCCAAGAUCAAACAACAUUCCAUUACUCCCAAGGGAACCAUGGGUUAGCUGCUACUGGAGUCCCCCUGGGCCAUGUGGAAGGCCUGUGCCCACACCACGAGAAAGCAUUUGCAGAGAAUUAUGUUGCCAAUCAACUUGCUGACUUACAAUUUGCAGAUGAAAAAUUUGAUUGGAGCCAUUCAGUUGUUGACACGCGAAAGACUAUUCAGUCACUUGGCCAACGGGCGCCCUCACCUUUUCAAAAUCGACCUUGCAACAAACAAAUCAACUCAACGCUCUCAAUGCGCAGUGGCAAAUGGGGAUCAAAUGAGAAGGUGGUUCCAGUUGGAAUAGAUAAUACAAUGGUUGACAGACGAUCAAGGAGUCCCUUGAAGAGCAUGUCGUUGCUCACAGAUGACAGUCAAACAUAUACAGAAAUUGUUACAAAAGGAUUUACUUCUAAAUCAUUAACUCGCAGUAAAUGCCCAUCCGCAACAAGUAUUCAUGUAUACAACGGACGAGCAAGUUCAGGUAAACAACAGGGUUCACCUUUAAUAAGGUCAUCUUCCAGACAGCUGACAAGAGGGAAUUUGGAAAAAAAUGAGACUUCCAGACAAGGACCUCGUCCUUCUAGUAGUAGUGUAGACCAAACCUUGUCUGUCGCAUUGAAUCAAAACCAACAUGUAACGUUUACACCACAAACUAACGCAAUGAGUGCAAGUAGAAACUCUAGUGAGGCACCUAGUCAGAUCGGCAUCACUAGCCAGUACAGAGGUACUAGCGUUAACUCUUCCACCGUCACAGCCUCCGUACCCAAGUAUACUGGCGUCCAAACGGUAGUGCAUCCCAACGAGAAAAAUGAAACAGACGGUAGAGUUUCUUCCCCAACUUCAUCAAAACAAUCUGAUAAUAUAACUUUGAACAUUGAUAAAGAUGAGAAGCCUAGUCCACGGAACACUGCUCUUAAAUCGCAUCGUUGCAGCACUGAGUCCACCCCUAUAUCUGAUUCAUCAACAUUUAGCUUUAGAUACAAAAGUGCAAACAGUUCGCAUCAUUUCUCAAAUUCGCAGAAUUUCUACGGUAAUACAGUCAUCAUGCAGAACUGCAAGGGUGCUGUUCAAAUUGAGGGUAGACCGACUACUAGAUACGUUAAAAGAAAUGAGUCGGGGAGCAGCUCUGCAAUGAGUUUCAGGAGCAGUGAAUCGAGUGACGUACGAAGCGUAUCCAGCGAUACAAGGCCAAAGAGCACAAGUGAACAUUUGAUAAAUUACACGAAUAAAAGAACUGAAACAAAUAAUACAGACAACCAACAUGCUGCAGAUUUUGAAAAAACAAAGCAAACUUCACAAACAAUCCCCUACAAUACACAGGUAUUUAUUAGUGAUACUUCUACCGAGAGUUUUACACCAAAACAAACAGAGAAGGAACAUUAUGAAGAACAAGAACAUGCAGAGCAAGUUGGACCAAACGUUAAUUAUAACAAUGUAAAUGACAGUAGUUUAGUUGAUUGUGUGACUAACCAUGAUCAAAACUAUGAAAAAUGUUCUACGAAUCAGAAUCGUAUGAUAAAGAAUGUUGAAGGCAUGUUAGCAAAGACGGCUGAACUGAGAAAAAAUGAUUCAAAUGGCGGCGUCAAUCCUAAAUUACCUCAAAAAGAAAUCAGCCAUUGUGAAUCAGAUUCAUUGGAUUUAAACCAGCAUGGACAACCAGCGACACCUAAAAAUAUAGGAACAACAAAAUCGACACAAAAUUCAAUCGAUUACAGCCAAUUGCUGGACAACAAGCACGCAAUCUCCGACAGGUUCAUGAUUGCUCGCAAUCCGCAAAAAUAUUUCCAAGUUUCGCGUCUUGAAUUGCAAGACAAAGCUGUCAGGAACUCGAUGGAUGAUGCCAUGUUUGCUGGGUUGAAUUCUCAACCGGUUAUUCCAGAAAUCGAGGGACGCAGACUAAUUACACCGAGAGAACAUAUACGUGGGUCAAGUUCCCAUAGCGCACGUGUUAACCACUCUCCACGACUUCCCCGCUCCAUACCAUCCCCAAUUCAUCGAGGUGGAGAUGCAAUGAGUAAAUAUCAGACUAAUUAUUCGUUGAACCCAGCCAAUCAGUUAGAGAUCAUAGUGAAUAAGCCACCGUCGCUAAAGCCAACAGAUUCAGGAGGGAUACGGUCGCAAAUACAGCGUUUGAUUGAUCCAGAGAGUCCAGAGGUGGUGAUGCAGAAUCAACGAGAAGCCCCAAAGGUAAUAACUCCUUGUUUAGUCACAGGCCAAGUUGAAUCGUACACAGUGACGAAAGGAAGCUCACGGGAUAAGCAACCUGUGAAAAAGGAGAGCAGAAUGUAUACUAGCCGUACUCCAAGGUUUAAGGAGCCGUCAUUAGCCAGUGUUGCAUUCUCUAAUCCAGCGUACAUCUAUAGCAUAGAGCAGCAUGGAGUGUUGUCUGGUAGCGCCCUCAAAUGCCCUUCACUGCGAUCAAAUCAAAGAAAGUAUUAGAUCUCACCAUGGAGGUGGUCUCACAAAGCCAUGGUGAAUGCCUAUGAACAGACUCAACAUUCCAAGACAUUCAAUUGCAAAUAAUUGCCUUUUUAGUUGGUAUCAGCUAGAGUUAAGUUGGGCUUUCCUUAUGAAGUUCAUACGAUCAACCUAAUUUUAUCUUUAUCAUUGAGUUAUUGUCCAUUGUUUUAAUAUCUGAAAAUCAGAAUUUUUUUUUGUUCAAGAGUUUUGAAUACAACCAAUAGGAAUAGUCUUUAUAUACUUCA